Molecule: messenger RNA, 549 nt
Organism: Mesorhabditis spiculigera
Lineage: Eukaryota; Metazoa; Nematoda; Chromadorea; Rhabditida; Rhabditidae
Source: the annotation of a GenBank genome assembly
AUGACUGUCAAUUAUCACCUGUUGAUCUCCGACUCAUCGCCAAUCAGCCGGAUACGACUGUUGCUCAGAUGGCGCGGCUCAAUCUGGAAAGCGCUCCUCUCCGAACUAUCACUUUGGUUAUUGUGUUUCGCCUUGGUCGCCUACAUCUACAAUUUCCAACUGGGCACCGAGGCGCAGAGAACCGCCGCUCGGCUCUCCACCCAGCUGAACCAAAAGAUGGAUAUGAUCCCGCUCAGCUUCAUCCUGUCCUUCUUCGUGACGGCCGUCGUCGCCCGGUGGACGCACAUGUUGAACAAUAUUGGCCUUAUUGACAACUUGGCCCUUACAGCCGCCUUCCACAUCCACGGAACCUCAGAACGCGCACGCAUGUUGCGAAGGAACAUUGUCCGCUAUGCCGUCCAGAUGCAGCUUCUCGUAUUCCGCGACGUCAGCACACAGGUGCGCAAACGAUUUCCGACGAUCGAGUCGACAGUCACGGCUAACUUCUUCUCGGCCGACGAAAUGGAGACGUAUCUCAACUACGACAACACGUACACCAUGGCCAGGUAU